Molecule: messenger RNA, 2607 nt
Organism: Ceraceosorus guamensis
Lineage: Eukaryota; Fungi; Basidiomycota; Exobasidiomycetes; Ceraceosorales; Ceraceosoraceae
Exons: 5
Coding region: 182-2515 (777 amino acids)
Biological process (GO): carnitine metabolic process
Cellular component (GO): mitochondrion
Molecular function (GO): carnitine O-acetyltransferase activity
Source: RefSeq, a predicted model, not a curated record
CCCGGCUGAGCGACCCUCUCCUGCUGAUUCUUGUCUGCUCGUUUCUGUCUUAAAAAUCCAACGUCAGUCGUCGAUCUCAUCAAGCCCAUCAUCGUAUCGCACGUGAGAGGUGAAUCACACUUCGCUUCUUCACACGUGCCAGCCGUUCGCUGCAUUCCCCUCCGGCUGUGGCAGGAACAGCAUGUCGCCUUCCGCGACUCAGGCAGUGGAGCAGUCCCCUGCAGCUCCGCCCACUGCUCAGAGACCGUCUGCUCAAGAUGCCCCAGGCGGUUCCACAUCGCAGAGCGGCAAGAGAGCAACGAGGAACACGCAGAUCUCGGUCAUUGCAGGAUUGGGCAGAGGAGAGCAGGAAGCCAAAGAUGGUGGAAAGACGUUUGAGAAGCAGGUCGACUUGCCCAAAUUGCCCUUUCCGGAGCUGGAGCAUACGUGCAAGAGGUAUCUGGACAGUCUCGAGGCUUUGCAGUCCAAGGAGGAGCACGAGCAGACGACAAGAGUGGUGCAAGGGUUCCUGUCAAAGGAAGGUCCCAAGCUUCAUUCCGAGCUGCAAAGGUACGCCAGCGCGCGACCGUCCUACAUCGAAGAGUUCUGGGACGAAAGCUACUUGACCGCUUCGGAGUCUGUGGUGCUCAAUCUCAAUCCAUUUUUCAUCUUGGAGGAUGAUCCCACGCCUUCGCGCGGCAAUCAGCUCAUGAGAGCUGCGAGCUUGACCCUCGCCAGCUUAUGUUUCAUUCACGACCUCAGACAUGGCGUUUUAGAGCCCGACAACGUUCGCGGCACUCCCCUUUGCAUGUCGCAGUAUCCAAAGUUGUUCGGCACCACGCGUAUCCCCACAGAGAAUGGGUGCAGACUGGAGCACUCGCCCGAGUCCAGGCAUGUCGUCGUGAUGCGUCGUGGUCAGAUCUACUGGUUCGAAGCCCUGGAUGAGGACCACAGACCUUUGCUGACGGAGCGAGCGCUUCUCAGCAACUUGCGAGCAAUCUGCAAGGAUGCGGAUCAGACAGCUCCGCGAGAUGUUGCCAAGGGCGCUCUCGGCAUUCUCACCACUGAGAAGCGCAAGACGUGGGCUGGAGUGCGCGGUAUCCUGAAGGAGCAUCCUCAUAACGCAAAGUGCUUGGAAGUAGUGGACAGUGCGCUAUUUGUCGUCUGCAUGGACGACAGCGAGCCUCAAGAUCCGGCGCAGCUUUGCUCCAACAUGCUCUCGGGAACGAUUCAGCUGGAUCAGGGUGUUCAGGUCGGAACUUGCUCCAAUCGGUGGUACGACAAGCUGCAAAUCAUCGUCUGCAAGAAUGGCGCAGCCGGUAUAAACUUCGAGCAUAGCGCUGCCGAUGGCCACACGGUGCUUCGUUUCGUGGCCGACAUUUACACGGAGCUGAUCAUGCGCUUUGCUAAGUCCAUCAACAGUGCUACAAAGUCGCUCUUCCAUGCAAAGACCAGUCCCCACGCCAAGGGCGCUGGCGGCGUGGGCAAGGCAGCGGAUAAGCAGAAAGACUUGGCAGUAGAGACAGACACUGCACCCAAGAAGCUCGAAUGGAAUCUGUCUCCUCCCGUCAGCGCUGCUAUCCGCUUCGGAGAGACUCGACUGAGCGACCUGAUCCAUCAGCACGACGUGCAAGUCCUAGAAUUCAACGAUUGGGGCAAAAAUUUUAUCACGAGACACAAGUUCUCGCCAGAUGCGUUCGUGCAAAUGUCCUUUCAGGCAGCUUACUACAAGCUGUACGGCAGAUCUGAGACGACGUACGAGCCUGCCAUGACCAAAGCGUUCUUUCACGGUCGAACAGAAGCUAUCCGCACAGUGCAGCCGUACACUGCAGACUUUGUCACCGCGUUUGACGACAGCAGCGUCAAGAACAAGGCGAAGCUGGAGAAGCUCCGCACAGCUUGCGCAGGGCAUGCAAAGCUUUCCAAGAAUUGCGCAAUGGGCUUGGGACACGACAGGCAUUUGUACGCCAUGAAUUGCUUGGUCAAGAAUCUGGUCGCGCAGGGCUCUGCCGAGUUCAACAGCAUACCUGCCAUCUUUCAAGAUGCAGGCUACGCCACUCUGGGUCAUACCAUCAUCUCGACUUCUAAUUGCGGCAAUCCAGCUUUGAGAUUGUUCGGAUUCGGACCUGUCGCACCUGACGGCUUUGGCCUUGGAUACAUCAUCAAGGAUGACGCUAUAUCUAUCUGCGCUUCUUCCAAAUUCCUGCAGACCGCAAGAUUUAUGCAGGAGAUCGCCGCCUAUCUCAAACAGAUUGAAAGCAUCAUCAUGGAAGCAUAUCGCGAAGCCAAUGUGCACACGACGAGCACCUACAUUGACCAUCAAGGCAGAGAGUGCGACGUGCGAACAGGUCUGCCCAUCGGAUCCAACCAGAACAAGGGCAACGGAUAUGCCGACGACGACUACGACCAGCCAGGCGCUGGCUACUCUUUCUACGAGGAGCAGAGCACCAAACCCAAUCAGGACGAUGCCGACGGCGUCAAGUCGCCCAGGAGUAGGUUGGCUGGUGUUGGUCGACGUCUGCUUGAUGUCGCUUGAUCCGAAUCCUGAACCUGCAAAGCAAUUUGGACGUUGUGACGUCCAUGCCCGCAUGUGCACGACCUCAUCCUUCGCUCGCUGUAUUGUCACGA